UUCACAGGUCCAAGCCUGGCAUUCAGCACGGCGCCAGCACAGCUGUUUGUCAGGGCCGGUAAUAGCCAUGAACAGCAUUGGAGGACCAAACAUUUGCAUGGUUUAGAUGACGUGCCAUUGGUGGUUGUGCUCACGUGCUACUGUUUUCGUCUAAAGCCUUGUGCAGCGCUGUCUGCCGAUUGUCAUCCGCUGCCCACCGGGCGCAAACAAUCCGCACGCCGGCGAGUCAGCAGACGUCUGUGUGCAAAGCAUGGCGCUGUACCAACCUGUCCAGUCCUGGAUGAAGGCAUCUGAAGCUGUCAAAAUCAUUGGCACCGAACAAGGCGAUGGGUUCACGGUGUACCGGGUUCAAGUGACAAUCCCCCCUUACUGCUGGGUGGCCAAGCACCGGUACAGUGAUUUCAAGGAGCUCCAUAACAAGCUUCGGCGCAACUACCACGUGGAGCGGAGUCUUCUGCCGCCCGGCAAGGUCCUAGGGCGCCAGGCGGCCAGCUUUGUGCAGCAGCGUCAGGCCGAGCUCGAGCACUACCUCGUCACGCUGGUGCACCACUUUGCGGACGGCCUGCCACUGCCCCUGGCACGCUUCCUCCACUUUGACCAGUUUGAGGUGCGCACUGUUGUAGCCGACUUGGCUGAGCAGCUGUUUGAGACGGGCGAGCAGACCCUGGCUGGUGACUCCCGCUUCUGCACCACCCCACUGCAGCUGCACUGCCUCACCGAGAGGCUCAAGUUGGCUGAGCCCACCUGCAGUUCAGAGGACAAGCGGCGAGACCUGGCCCAUGUGCUGGACUUUGUGUCCCAGCUGCGGCACCUCGAUGUAGUGGCCGAGCCAGGCUGCCUGGGCGCCAGCAAUGUGUGCCCCAGCUGCCUGCCAUUCGACCUGUCCCCUUUUCGGAGCCUCCGUACACUCCGACUACAAGGUUGCGAGGUGCGUGGCCAGCUGUCGGGGCUGGAGGUGUUGCGGCCACAUUUGCGGGAGUUGGCUGUCGAAAGUGCACUAUCGCCUAUGGCGGACUUGUCGUGUAUGCUGGUCGCCGGAGACAUCUGGCAAGCAGCAGCAUGGCCCCAGGUACAGAGGGCGCGCUUCAACCGCAAUGGCCUCCACACGAUUGACCUCAGCGUGCGUCUGCUGACAUCAGUGGAGCAUCUCGAGCUGCUGGGCAACGAGCUGUCGAAGGUGGAGAACCUGGAGUGCCUGUCACACCUGUCGACACUCAACAUGGCUGAGAACAGCCUGCGGCAGUUGCCUCCGCUGCACACCCGCCUAGGAAAUGUGCGACAACUCAUCCUGGCGGGAAACCAGAUCGACUCUUUGGCUGGGCUGUCGCGGCUGUACUCCUUGGUGGAGCUGGACGUGUCGCACAAUGCCAUCGCACUCGUCUCCGAGGUGGGUCACGUGGGGGCGCUGCCGUGCCUGGAGAGCCUCGAUCUGCGUGCUAACCCUGUGAACCAGCUGAUCGACUAUCGAGCCCAUGCGCUACUCCUCUUUGGGAGUCGCGCAAAUGAGGUUGUACUUGACGGGCAGAAAGCAACGCAGAAGGAACUGGACACUGUCAACGUGUUGCGUGCCUUGCAAGUAGCCAAGGAUAGGCGACCCCCCACCAAUACAGCGGCCACGGGUUACCCCAGCACCAACCUGCAGCCCUGUGCCUCAGAAGGUGGUGCCCCCGAGCUGAGUGGGCCACUCGUGGACAAACGGCCAGACGCAGCAGCAGACGAAUUCCGACAGCAGGUGGCCACAAUGCGGACCCUUGGGGGCACUGACUGGCUACGACUGUUCAACCGCAUGAGCCAGCAGCAACAGAUGACACAGCAGCCGAACCCUGUACAGCCAGCACAGUCAUUGCCAGCAGCGCCGAGUGGCUCAGACUGCGAGAAGCCCAUUGGUGAACUCGCCCUUCCCGACUGGCUUCUACGGACUGGUCUUCAGCAGCCAAGCUUCCAGGACCAGUUACAGGCUCAGGCCAAGGGCCUUGCUCCAGAAUGGGUUGCCUGGUGCACACGGGUUGAGGCACCAACUGUGGCUACGACUGUGGUCUGCAUCGUGGCCAACUGCACCGGCUUGAAUCUGCUCGAGCUGGAGCAAGUGCAAGGCAGCAGUGGAGCAGUGGUGCCACAGUUUGGACAGUGCACAACCAUUGCACCCUCACGGAUCGAGCGUCUUCUUAGGGGCCCGCACCGGAGCUACAUCGAGCUGAGGACAGAGUUACAGUCUAGGGCUAGUGGUACGCUCCUGCUGCCUGCUACCGCCGAGGAGGCAGAUUAUCUGAUGCGCAAGUUUGCUGCCUCGUUUGGCCUGGAGUGCCGAGACAAGUUUGCGCCAGCGCACGUGGAGUGUGUGGCUGCAGGUGCAAUGUCUGCUGCCGAUGUUCGGUAUUGUGGACGCAUGCUCUCGAAUGAUGCUGAUGCAGGAAUGAUACAUUAUGUGCUUGUGGUGCGCAAAGAGAUAGUGGUAGUGGUCGAGGACACGUUCGGCGUAGUGCAGCCGUUUCGAGUGGAGCAAACGUGGAAUGUCGCUCUGCCUGUGGUGGACGUACAGCUUCCCGAGCAUUGGCCAGCUUCCGUGGCCUCCGUAGACGAGUUCAGAAAGUGUGGUUUUGGUGUGAGGAUCAGCUUUGAAGGAGGACAGCAGUUUGAAGCACGGUUCCAAGUGAGAGAUUCGCGCAGCCAGUUCCUUGAGGCUUUUCUGGCUGCCAGGAACUCUUGACAGCGAUGUACAAACACUUCAUGUCAUCGGACUUGCACCUCGCAGCUUCGACAUGCCAUAGCUUUUCUGUCACAAACAGUGCAGUUAGCCAGAACUAAAGUGCGUUCGAGUUUGUACCUUGUGCAUGCCUUGCGGAAAUGUGAUUAGAACUGGAAGGAUAUUACCAUUGAUUCCUACACUUGCUGUGUGCCUUUGACAAGCCAUCCAGCACAAUGUUGAUGUUUUCAUGGCAGGCUUCUGUGAUUGAGCAGUGGGAGCUUUUUUUUUCUUUUUUUUAUGUGUGUUUCAUGUGUGUUCACAUACUCGCAUUUAAAAAAAAAAUCUCAGCCAUCCUGUAGCAGUACCUGGAUGUGAUACCCCAUUGCCAUUCUGUGUAUCCGCGCUUUCGUAUUCAUGCAUGUGUCUGUCAUGAGAAGCUACAGAAGCAGUUAGCAGAUUCUUGAAGAGCAUGUUGUUGAGAGCUUAUGCAUAAGUUGAAGAAUUGCUGCAAGCAAUGGGCAUAGAACUUGUGCUAGAAUUUAGCCCCACAGUGCAUGUGGUGGAGGCCAAAGGCAAGCACAGUUGACUGAUGCUAGUCCUGUCAUUUUUAUCAGCAAUGAAGUUUGUGAUUGUUGGCUUUGCCUGGUGUCUAAGUAAAAGCACUGCUUAAGGGACGAAGUAAAGCAUUGGGCUAGUGCACAGAGUUAUCAUGUCUUUUGUCUGGUUCUCUGUGUUUGUUGGCAGUUGAAAGUCUAGCUUUGUCACCUAAUAUUGUCGGAAGGCAGCGGCAAAACUUAACCGUGGCAACUCAAGUUGUACCGCAUACAAAAUGAGCAUGUUGCAAAUUGUUAAGCAAUAUGUGCGUGAUAAGUUCAAAUAUGUGGUGUGUGAAGUGCAAGUCUGUAAUGACUGUGUUGCAAGAGCAUUUUUCCCCCAUAUUGUGUCCACCUGUUCCCCUUGGUUUUGCACUCUAGCUGUUGUGCCCUCACCCCUCAUCAAGUCCACAUCUUCAGUGGAACAUAACAGCAGAGACUGAGGAACAGCAGUGCACGUAGGCCCUAUGACUUGUCCAAGGUGCUUGCCGUGUCUGUCGUGGCUACACGGUAGUGCUGUUUGGGUGGCCAAGUUAUGAAGUGACCCGACUGAAGAUGUGCUUGUUUCAUACGAUGGAGAACAAAUGAAAUUGCAUGGGAACUCUGAAUUACAUUGACAAACUUGGCCGUGUGUCUGUGCUAUAAAGCAGGAUUUUCAGCACCUGUGUGAAAGUUAAAUGUAUGUGCAGGCUGGGAUCCCUCUCCUUUUCUUGGUGACCUGAGCACAAGGGUUUGCCUUGCCCACUGGCUGUAACAUUUUGUGUGUGUGUCGUGUUUAGGUCAACAAGACCUUGUAUUGCAGGUGACAAGGGUAGAGUUCAACAGAGCCGCUUGCUACCUGCACUACUAGUGGCACAAAAUUUUGGACAGGAUUAUAUCCAUUUAUUCUGUUGGCUCAAAAAUAGAGGUGUUGGAAUGCCAAAAUUUUUAAUUGAAUACGAAUAUUCGGGAAAAAAAGCUUUGAAUAUCACAUCGGAAUACCGAUCAUUUCCACUUUCUAAAGAAAGUAGAAUAUUAAGAUGACAUGGAGUCCCUUUCACUUAUUUGCCAGAAUUGUAAGAAUAAUAAAUAUUUUCCAAUGGUC
Messenger RNA from Dermacentor albipictus, 4363 nucleotides. RefSeq names its product nischarin-like. The record is from RefSeq and is a predicted model, not a curated record. Gene Ontology annotation, molecular function: protein binding; phosphatidylinositol binding. Gene Ontology annotation, cellular component: cytoplasm. Lineage: Eukaryota; Metazoa; Arthropoda; Arachnida; Ixodida; Ixodidae.